AUGAACCUCCUGGACCUCCCAUCUGAGCUCAUCCUCUCGAUAGCCUACUAUCUCAACGUCAAGCAACUCUCCCGCUUCGCGCGCACAUCCCACCAUGUCCAUUGCCUCGCCAUGCCCCUCGUCUACCGACGCAACGUCAAAUACAGCCACAGCUCCGGUCUCAUCAAGCAACUCGCGCCGCUGGAGAAAAAGAGUCGCUUUGGUUCGUUCUUCGAGGACAUGGAAGUCGAUCUCGACGAGUACGAGCAUCCCUCUGAGCCAACGAGCCCCUCGGGCCUGCCCCUCCCCGUCACAGCCGAGAUCCGUGCGCGGGAUACAGUCAUUGGCGAGUUCGUCAAGUACGGCGCGGAUCUGAAUCUCGUCACGGGCACGAAUGGCUACGGCCAAGAAAAACCCCUGCUGCUUCACGCCGCGGGCGAACGGAACCUCGCCUCCGUGAUCCUCCUCGUCAAACACAGCGCCGACGUCCGAGCUGUAAGCGACUAUGAUCAAAAGGGUGCCCUGCACUGGGCUGCGCUCGGGGGGUGUGCGAAGAUUAUCCGGUACUUAUUGCUUCACGGCGCAGAGGGCGAUAUCCACGCGCGGGACGACGAGGGCCGGACGCCGUUCCACUACGCCGCUAAAUACGGGCACGUUGCUGCAAUGCGCAUUCUUGCUGAAAAUGGCGCGGAUAUCAACGCCGUCGACGAAGAAGGAAACACAGCCCUACAUCUCAUGAUGAUGAAUGGAAAGCCUGCGCCGGACGAUUGGUGCGUUCCGGCGCUAAAGACAAUGUUCGAGCUCGGGGUCGAUACUGAAGUACAGCUUCUCGAGGAUGGAAAGACAGCGCUGCAUAUUGCGGUGUUGAACCAGCGGGACCCGGUCUUUAUCGAGACGUUGCUAGCGGAGGGAGGGAUGGAUCUGAAUUGUCGGACGGUGGAGGGACGGACGCCGCUUUCUUGUGCGGUGGAGAAGGGGGAUAUGUAUGUUUUCAAGAUGCUGCGCGAGGCUGGAGCCGAUGUUAGUACGAGGGAUGAGCAGGGCAGGUCGCUAUUGGACAUGGUGCUGGCUGAUGAUGAGCGUGCGUGGGAGUGCUUGCCGACUUUUCUGGAGGAGGGGCUGUGUAGGAUAGACUCUGAUGUUGGUGGGCAGACGUUGAUGGAGUUUUUAGAGGAGAAGGACUGGCUGUAUACGAUUCGAGGCCGGGUUGAGGGUCUUGAGUUGGAAUGAUCAGAAACAUCUUUGAG
This is a messenger RNA of Aspergillus calidoustus, 1226 nucleotides long. Lineage: Eukaryota; Fungi; Ascomycota; Eurotiomycetes; Eurotiales; Aspergillaceae. The record is from the annotation of a GenBank genome assembly.